Melanaphis sacchari is the source of this 1251-nucleotide messenger RNA. RefSeq lists its product as uncharacterized. Lineage: Eukaryota; Metazoa; Arthropoda; Insecta; Hemiptera; Aphididae. The transcript has 2 exons. The record is from RefSeq and is a predicted model, not a curated record. Bases 26 to 1234 code for a protein of 402 amino acids. Gene Ontology annotation, molecular function: protein dimerization activity.
CGAUUUACAGGCAUUAAAUUAAUAAAUGAAAGCUCGCAAAAGAACCGCAAAAUUUGUAGAAUUACAAAACAAGAACUAUCCAAAUAAACCUAUACGCCGUCUUAAACAUUUUUCGACAACUAGGUGGACUUCUCAUGAUAGAGCAUUAACUGUAAUAUUUGAAAAAUAUAAAGCAUUAGUACAAACAUUACAAUUUUUGCAAACUUCUGAUGAUUCUGACCGUGACUCAUUGUCAAAAGCAAAAGGUUUAGAAACAGCUAUAAACUCUUAUAUGUUUGUUAUUACAAUGAUUUUUAUACAAAAUAUAUUUUCAAUUACUUCUCCAUUGUCUAAAUAUCUUCAGUCUAAGAACUUAGAUUUUAUACAAGCAUUAGCACUAGUCGAUGAUUCCAGAAAAAGGUUGCAAAGUCUUAGAACAGAUGAAGAAUAUUUGAAAUUAGUUGACGAAACCAAAUUGUUUGUGAAUAAAAAUAAUGUACGUGAGACAGAGUUUAAAGUUCUCCGACCCAGACGGCGGAAAGUUAUGCCAGGAGAACUUAUUGUGGAUGAAGUAUGUUUAUCACCUACUGACCGUUAUAAAACUGAAGUAUACUUUAUUGUCCUUGAUGCUAUUAUAAUGUCCAUUUCUAUGAGAUUCGACCAGUCAAGAGAAAUAUUAAAAGACUUAUGUCUAUUAUCUCCUCAACGAAUAUUGAAGUAUAGUAAUGGUAUAAACAAGACAUUACCAAAGGAUGCAUUUAAUGAAAUUGAGGAUUGGUUACCUGGAAUUACUAUAAACGAUUUAAAAAAUAAAUAUUUAACUUUGAGUUCAUCAUUAAAGGGUUUACUUGAUAGCUGUCCAACGCUGCCAAAGCAAUUGCAUAAGAAUAUUUCUAAGGAACAAAAUGAAUGCUCUGAAAGUUCGACCGAUAGUGACGGUGAAGAAAAUACAUCAAUUACAUCACAACAAAUUAUUAAAGUUUUAUCUAACUACAAUUUGAGUCAAACUUUCCCCAAUUUAUACUUGGCUUACAAAGGUUUACUGACAAUACCUGCCUCAUCUGCAUCUGCAGAGAGAGCAUUUUCAAAGGUUAAAUUAAUCAAGACUAGACUACGUUCAACCAUUGGACAAGAUCGAUUGGAAAGUUUGAUGAUUCUUAGCUGCGAAAGAGAUAUAAGUAUCAAUUAUGAAGAAGCAAUUAAUGUGUAUGCUAUGUCGUCAGAUUUAUUAAGAGAUAAGCUGAUAUUUAAAUAAAUGUGAUUAUGCCACUU